UCCUCCCCUCCGGUCAGAGGCUUGUGGUCCUCUGGGAAGCGCCGUGUGAUCUGCACCGCUCCGGGCUGGGGGUCUCACCCCUCCCCCAGGGAGUUCCCAGACCUCAGGCGGAAGCAGCAGGAUCCUCUCUCCAGCAAAGGAGGAACCAAACAUGUCCAGAGAUACCAAAAGCAGCAGCUCAGAGCCAGCUCCUUUCUUGGAAGAAUGGAGGGCCCGACGUGAGAGGAUGAGGCUACGGUCUUCCUCCUCCAGUUUGGUGGGGAGCAGGUCGCUUGACCAGUCGCAUCGUGAAGGAGAUCUCCAGCCUCCAUCUCAGGAAAGGGACAAAGAACUUAGAGGAGGAAAGCCAUCUGAAGCAGCUUCAAAAGUCCAGGCUCGUGGAGAUACAGAAUCUGACAGAAAUGAUUUAACUUCAAAGGCCAAGGAAAAGAAAGGGAGCCCCCAGAAGAAGCACCGCACACAAAUUGAGAAGAGGAAACUUAGGGAAAAGAGAAGGCCUACAGGAGUGGUCAACCUGACCUCACUAGAGGAUCCAGACGAGAAUCAUGAUGAGAUUGAGUUGAACGAGGAACAUAUAGACAAAGAUUCCCCUAAACAGGAAAUUAGAAAAACCAAAGGAUCUGGCCAAAACAGGGCAGACGCAGGUCCCAACGUCCCUCCUCGGGAAGGUAGAGAGAGCGACUGUAAGACAAGGCAGAGGUGGCUGGAAGAGUUACAAAAGGCUGUAAGAUUAAAGAGACAAGACAACCACAAACUGAGUGCUGAUCUUAGUGACAAAGAUGGGACCCUGCUUGUGCUCCAAAAGGAGAUAAAGAGUCUGAAACAGAAAAUGCGGAGGGCUCAGGAUGAGAACAGAAUUCUCAAGGAAGAGAAUCAGAUGCUGCUGAAGUUGAUGGGUCAGCUGGCUAGUUAAUGAAGAAGACAUAUCUUUGAGAUCUUGGACCUGAGAAAUCUGAGACAGGUGGAACUCACGGACUUUCCUAUCACUUACCACAAUACACAUGAAGGCCGGAUCAGUAACAAGGCGGUGACCUCAAUCAAGGCUUUUAAGAGACUUUAGAAGACGGGGGUUUGUUGGGUUCAGGGAGAGCAAGGUAAGGCGAGAGAAACCAAGUUCCUUCCUUGGCUAAGUGGAUCAAGAAGAUGUAAACAAGGAGAGGACCAUUCUUUGUAAUUCUGUUUUGUAACCUUUCUGCACAAUUCAACCACAUUGUCUGUAUUAUUUUUUUUAUGUUUUAGGAGUUUUAUGAAAAAAAAAAGUUUGGUGAUGUGUCCAAGAUUAGGCGUCCUCAAAGGAUAUGCAAACACACGUGCACUUUAGCAAAAUUAUACGCGUAUAAAAAAAAAAAUAAAAGACAUUUUUAGUUAA
Molecule: messenger RNA, 1369 nt
Organism: Spea bombifrons (plains spadefoot toad)
Lineage: Eukaryota; Metazoa; Chordata; Amphibia; Anura; Pelobatidae
Product: PRKC apoptosis WT1 regulator protein-like
Exons: 7
Coding region: 152-913 (253 amino acids)
Biological process (GO): positive regulation of apoptotic process; apoptotic process
Cellular component (GO): cytoplasm
Source: RefSeq, a predicted model, not a curated record